AUGGGGCUGCUGGAUAAACUGUCAGGCUGGCUCGGCCUGAGGAAGAAAGAGGUUAAUGUUUUGUGUUUGGGACUGGACAACAGCGGCAAAACCACCAUCAUCAACCAACUGAAGCCAACUAAUACGCAGGCACAAGAAAUAGUCCCAACAAUUGGCUUCAACAUUGAAAAGUUCAAGAGUUCAAGCCUGUCCUUCACAGUGUUUGAUAUGUCUGGGCAAAGCCGAUACAGAAACCUAUGGGAGCAUUACUACAAAGAAAGCCAUGCCAUCAUAUUUGUCAUUGACAGCGGUGACAAACUGAGAAUGGUUGUUGCCAAAGAGGAGCUGGAUACUCUUCUGAACCAUGAAGAUAUCCGCAGCAAAAGAAUACCAGUAUUGUUCUUUGCUAACAAGAUAGAUCUGCGGGAUGCCAUGUCCUCUGUCAAGGUCUCACAGAUGUUGUGUUUGGAGAACAUCAAAGACAAACCCUGGCACAUCUGUGCCAGCAAUGCUAUCAAGGGAGAGGGCCUACAGGAAGGGUUGGACUGGCUACAAGAUCAUAUCAAAACAAUGAAUACAUGAAUGACUGAAAUGCCUGUGACCAUGGAUGCACUUUGGAGGUGGUAACUGGAUCUUGGAGUACUCAUCACACUUGAUGUUGUAGGCCUUAAACUUCAAUGUCAAAUAGACUAGUACUUCCUGUGCAUGCUAUGAAUUUGACGCCAUGUUUCUUUAAAAAAAUAAAAUAAAAUAAAAAUU
Seriola aureovittata is the source of this 738-nucleotide messenger RNA. RefSeq names its product ADP-ribosylation factor-like protein 6. Lineage: Eukaryota; Metazoa; Chordata; Actinopteri; Carangiformes; Carangidae. Gene Ontology annotation, molecular function: GTPase activity; GTP binding. Bases 1 to 561 code for a protein of 186 amino acids. The record is from RefSeq and is a predicted model, not a curated record. Gene Ontology annotation, cellular component: cytoplasm; axoneme. The transcript is spliced from 7 exons. Gene Ontology annotation, biological process: cilium assembly; protein localization to cilium; vesicle-mediated transport.